This is a messenger RNA of Lymnaea stagnalis (great pond snail), 1290 nucleotides long. The record is from the annotation of a GenBank genome assembly. Lineage: Eukaryota; Metazoa; Mollusca; Gastropoda; Lymnaeidae.
AUGUUGUUACGUACACAAAUGGGGGGUCUCGAGUUCUACGACGCAGUGCUCAACAACGACUUGCAGCAGCUCAAGCGGCUCGUCGCCCAGCACAAGCUCGACCUCAACGGAAAGUUUCUCGAGGUAAGACGUAAGAACGACGCCGGGCUGUGCCCCAUCCACCUGGCGUCGUACAGGGGCCACACCUACAUGUUGCAAUAUCUGAUUGAGGCGAAGUGUGACGUCAACCACACGACGGGGACGCUACGACGAACAGCCCUGCAUUUCGCCGUCCAGAGCCACAAGAUGGCGUGCAUGCUGUUGCUUAUAGGAGCAGGAGCCAAACUGGACGCCAAGGACACCUUCGGCAACUCCCCGUGCCAUUACGCGGCGGACGACGGCUACUGCCAGAUCCUCGACGUGCUCAUCCGACGCGGGGUCAACGUCAACAGCCAGGACAUCACGUCGAAAACACCGCUCAUGAAAGCCGUGAGAAACAACAAAACGGACGCCGUGCUGCGUUUGCUGAGAGCCAGCGCAGAUCUCAAUAUAACGGAUAGAAACUGCGACAUGGCCUUGCACUACGCGGCCAGAAACGGAUGUGUUGACAUUAGUGAUAUUUUGCUGUCCGCCGGAAGUUUGAUCAACGUUCAGAACUAUUGGGGCAGGAGUCCCCUCAUGGAGGCGGUCUGCUACAACCACAAGGAAGUCGUCCAGCUUCUGCUCGGCGCCAGCUGCGACGUGAAUCGCAGGGAGUUCAAAACGGGCGACACCGCCUUGCACAUCGCCAUCAAACGUAACUACACGCGGGUCGUGGAGCUUCUCCUGGCGGCCGGAAGUCGACACGACGUCUACAAUCACCAGGGAGAGACGGCGGUGCACGACGCCGUUGCCGGGAACAAGAUGGACAUCACGUGGCUGCUCCUCGUCUACAACGUUGACCUGGACGUUCCGGUCAAGUAUUUCCCCAACGGGAUCUAUAAAUCGGUGUUCAAGUUGGCCGCAGAGCGGGGCCAUUAUAAACUGUGCCGGCUCCUGGCGACCAUCGGCUAUCUGGACUACUCGGCAAGGAUGUACUUUUACGCUGGGUAUGUCCAGGCCAGGCCAGGCGAGCAGGACGAGGCGCUGCUGUGGCUGAGGACUGCCAUGAAGAGAGUGGUCCCCCUUCAGCAGCUGUGUAGAAAGGUCAUCCGGCGCCACGCAGGUCAUAACCUCUGGGAGAAAGUCGAGUUGCUGCCCGUGCCUAGAGCCCUCAAGGACUAUGUCCUCAUGAAGGACGUGCUGGAACAUAAGAACGAAAGUGUUGUAUAG